CCAAGACGAAACGGAGCGGGGGCAUUUUGGGAACCCUGGCAACGAAUUAACGGCCUCCUCUUUGAGUUCCAGCUGUUUCUUUCUUCAUUUUUAUUAUUUUUUUUACUGAAAGACCGGAUUAGAGGCGGUGGAUCUCCUCUUUGGAUCUCGUCUUCGAAGCACCCUUUUCCUCGGAUCUCCGCCUCUCGCUUGCGUCCCAGCAGCUGAGUGGCUCUUUUUUUCUUGAUCCGAUCUCUAUUUCUUGAAGCCACUGUAUUGCUGAUCUAAGAAAUUGUUCAGGUGUCAGUGAUGCUUCUCCAAUCUAAUAGCCGGUACCAGAGAUCAAAAGGAUCUAAGGUUAAAAACAUAGUACAGGUCACUGUGCUUCUAGUUGUUGCCAUAUGGUUGCUCUACCGGAUCAAGCACUCAGAUGAUAAGAAUAAUGGAUACACGGAAAAUGAUGGAAAUGAACUUAGCAAUGGAGCUGGAGAGAUUCAUCUGGGGCGUAAAGCAAAAGCAGGGUCUGAAAAUGUGAUUGUCAUAGACAACCAUGUAGAAAACUUUGAGGAGACAUCUGAAACAAAAGAAGCUGGAGGAGGUCUGGAUGAUGCUCUUAGUCAGCACCCUGAUGAUAAGGGUGAAGAAGCCAUUCCUAUCAAAGAACAUGAGGAACCUCGAGCAGACAUCACAGAUACCGAGACAACAGGAAGUAAACAGGAGCAACAAGGCAGCGAAGAUAAUAAUGCUGAUUCUCAUAUUAAUGGUGGAGAGGAAGGUGCUGGUGAUGGUACAGAUGAAGCCAUAGAGGAAGUUAUAAGGCUGCACAGUCAAAAGGAUACUGAUAAUUCUUUUGAUCAAAAUGAAAAUAGAGAUGGAAGAGAUGACUCCAUUGAAGAAAAUGUGCUUCCAAAAGAUGACCAUGUUGUUGAAAAAUUUUUACUGAAUGGGGCAACCAGUGAUAAUGGGGAAGCGACAAGUUCAGAUGAAGAGGGGCUUUCCACCAGUCAAACUGAAACUAGUGAAAUUGUAGAACUUAACAGUGAGCAUCUUGAAACGGAUGGUGAAUUAAGUGAUAAAGCAAUGGCUGAAGCAGCAAGAUCAUCCAAGUCGUCUCUUAGUGAAGAUCAAAGCAAUGUCGAUGCAUCAACAAGUGAUGAAUUCCAUAAAAAAGUGGAUGUAGAAUCUAAAGGGACCAUUGCUUCAGAUGCUGAAAUUAGUGGCAGAAAUGAGGUUGGAGAUGGUAAAAUUGAUGGAGGAUCAGAUGAUGAGCAUUCCAGUCUGUCCCUCCCCAGUGAAGAAAAUGAUGCUGCGUCAACCAACGAUGACACUCCUGAAAGGAAAACUACUGAAUCCCAAGGAGACAAUACUGGUGCUGAAAAAACUGAGGAAAGUGACACAAGAUCCAAGGAUGAGAUUACUAACUCAUUGAAUUCUGCUGAAGAUAACAAUGAAGUAGUGAUGCCAACCAACAAGGAGACUCCUAAAACAGAAGCAGUUGAAUCCGAUAACAGUAUUCUUGAGGCUGUUACUGGUACAGGAUCCGAUGAUGAACUUGCCAAGUCAUCCCUUGCUUCUGAGCAAAACAAUGUGGAAGUUGAAUCCCAUGGUGAUAAGGCUUCACAUGUUGAAGUUACUCCUAAGAAUGUGCAUGAAGAAGAGAACAGUGAUUCAAAGUCUAAUGAUGAACUUGCAAAUUCAUCACAUGCUUCUGAAGACAAAAAUGUGGAUAAGCCAGCAAACGGCGAAGCUACUGAUGUGGAUGCAGGUGAGUCCCAAGAUGUCAAUGCCAAUGAGGCUGAAAUUAAUGGCAAUGGUUCUACUGAAGAAACAAAGAGUGAAACUACCUCCAAUAAUGAAGCUGCACAUUCCUCUGACAGCAAUGAGCAGAAAAGUUCAGGGACUCCAAACAGUGUGACUCCUGAUGGUGAGGCAAUUGAAUCUCGAGAUGUUAAUGUAGACAGGGAAGGUAACAGAGAGCUUAGUGAUGUGAAUUCUGAGUCUCAAAUAAUCAAUGUCACUGAGGAUGAACAUAAUGGUAAUGGUUCAGCUGAAGUAACAGCGACUGAAUCAAUAUCCAAUAAUGAAGCUGCGAAUUCAUCCCACAAAAAUGAGCAGAACAGCUCAAAGUCUGUAAACGGUGAAUCAGUUGAGUCUCAAGGGGAUGGAGUUUCAGAAGCCGAAACUACUAGUAACAGUGCCCAGGAUGACACGAAGAUCGAACCAUAUCUCAAUAACGAAACCAGUUCAGAACUAGGCAAUAAUGUUGUAUUAUCGAGCAAUAAUGUAAAUUCAGAAUAAGGGCUAAAAGUUGGUGCAGAUUUAGAAUCAUCUAGCUCUGCAGUGGUUCCUCAAAAAGAGGAGAUCACAGACCUGAGUACAGUUCUGUAAUAUGGAAGUGGACUCAGUAAUGGGAAAAAGGAAAGGUGUAUUAGCUGAGCUAUGUUGUAUCAGUCUGUCUGUCUUUAGAUGGAAAUGUAAAGGGCCUUUAUAAUAUGCUACAUUCUUUCCUUUUUCA
Messenger RNA from Phoenix dactylifera (date palm), 2494 nucleotides. RefSeq lists its product as uncharacterized. The record is from RefSeq and is a predicted model, not a curated record. NCBI's taxonomy places the organism in Eukaryota, Viridiplantae, Streptophyta, Magnoliopsida, Arecales, Arecaceae.